This is a messenger RNA of Trypanosoma conorhini, 2325 nucleotides long. RefSeq names its product putative cyclin 11. The record is from RefSeq and is a predicted model, not a curated record. Gene Ontology annotation, molecular function: protein kinase binding. The coding region runs from base 1 to 2325 and encodes 774 amino acids. The transcript has a single exon. NCBI's taxonomy places the organism in Eukaryota, Euglenozoa, Kinetoplastea, Trypanosomatida, Trypanosomatidae. Gene Ontology annotation, biological process: regulation of cyclin-dependent protein serine/threonine kinase activity.
AUGCCCAUUGCGCAGACGCUUCUCACGAUCCACACCUUCUAUGACCUGCCGCGGGAGAUGCAGCAGCUGGACCCGCGGCGGGAGCAGAUUGAGCUCGUCGUGCGGCCUGUAGUCAGGUACGACUACCAGGAGCGGCACAUCACAUUUCUAAAGCUGAACGAGCGUGUGCUGCCGUUCUCCUCCUCCUCCAUUUUGUUCAAGGGUGGGCGGCUUGUGGUGGACCUCGGCAGCCCCGCCUCCCCCAACGCGAGCACAGGAGGUACGCUGCAAUGCGCCUCGCCGCGUGACGCACCGUGCCCGCGGUGGCGCCCAGCAGCGGAGGAGGAGGCGUCCGAGGAGGGGGGCGGCGACGGUGACGACACCCCGCGGCGGGGUGUGAUGAAGGGAAAUCAGAUUCUGCUGCAAUACCCUUCCCCGCGUGGCCUCUCAACGCUGAUUGAUGUCAUGGUUGGCAUGCGUCAGCACCGUCUAGGAUCCUCCCUGGUGCGGUGGAUCACAAGCACCCUAGACACCAGCACGCCCUCCAACGGCGUCGGGUACUUCACCGUGGCAACCGAAGAAAUACGACGGAAGAAGUCUGUCACGCGUACGGUAGGCCUCAAUGUGGGAGGCGUCAUCUUCUCUGCCUCCGUCAACCCCGGUGACGACCAGGACUGCAUACUUGAACGCCUCAUGCAGGACAAGAAUCGCUACCUCGGCAGCUACGGCAACAACGAACUCCUGGCGAAGGUGGAUGUGGCUGCCAUGUUGCGUGAGGGACUCUCCGAAGAGGAAAUUCACCGACACAUGCGGCUGCUUGUGGAUCCCGACUACUACGUUCGACGCCUGGAGAACCUGCUGACGCUCUACCCCUCUUACGCGGGUGCGGAAUGGCGGCAGAGUGGAAUACUGCUGCAGAAUUAUGCCUCAAGGGAGGAGGAGCUGAUGCGCCGGGCCAUUCUGGAGAUUGGGCCGGAAUGCGCCACCGUAUCCGCGCGGCUUCGUUUUCUGGCCUACCGCAAAAAACACCUUCUCAGCGACCAGAGCAUACUGGCUUGCCUGCAAUCCGUGCUGAAGGGAGACAUCAAUGAAACCUUGGUAAAUGAACCCGAGGCCAUCUUUGAAGUGUUGACAAAAAACUUUGGAAAAGAGCCGCGGCCAUCGUCGUACCUCUUCCCUGUGCAGACGUAUACGCCGGACAGACGCACGUUCUUCUUUGAGACGCUGCACGUUCCGGUCAACCGAACUGGCGAGAAGCACCGCGAGAUGACGCUGGCCUCGCGCAGUAAGCGGACGCCCUUCACAAUGUCGCCGUGUGAGCGGCCACUGCACUUUGGGACGUCGAGUGGGCGCUCCAUUGAGGCCCCGAGUGAGAUAGAAAUUCUGCGGGAAAAGUAUUCCCCGGAGUUCGCCCAAAUUGUCCCGUGCAUCGCGAAUGCCCUGCAGGCGGUGGUGGAACAGAACCGAAAGCUCGUCCACGCCGCCGCGGCCGAUGCUAGUUUUGUCAUCUUUCAGCAACAGGGGGCGAAGCUGCAGCUCUCCUUUCAGGACUUUGUGCACCGCACGGCGGAGUACACCUUCAUCUCCCCCUCCUCCCUCCUUGGCGCCGUCAUCUACCUUGACCGCCUCUGCCUGCACCACCCCAACCUCAUCCUCACGGAACGCAACAUACUGCGACUCUUCCUCACCUCCGUGCGCGUCGCCUCCAAAACGAUGGAGCUGCGUAGCGUCAACAACCGCCACUUCGCGGAGGUCUUUGGCUUAGAAACAAAAUCGCUGAAUCUCAUGGAGGAGGUGUUUAUCAAGCAGCUGAUGUUUGAUUUUUUCCUCUCCCCAGAGGAGUUUGGGGACUACGCACGUCUGCUGCAGUCACCAAACGCCUACCAGCUCCGAGCUCUGUCGACGCAUCGGGCGUUUGCGGCAACAUGCGAGACGGCCGUCAAGGCGCCGUUGAGCCCGCAGGAAACGCAGAGGAGGUAUGGCGCCACGAUUAUCAGCGCCGAGAACCUUCGUGCCGCGAACCAGGCGGGAAGUGACAGGCAGGCAAACAUUAGAGAACACGUCGUUGAUGUCAAGGAGUCGGCAGGGAAUGCAGUCAUCAACGGUGCUCAGGUGGCAUCGUGCGCCGAGGGCGUGGAAAAGAAUGAACGCGCUAACGGGGCGGGGGCAUCGCCCAAGAAACUCGCAGGCGGCGGCAGCGGCAGCGGCGGCCAUGGCCUCAACUGCAUUGGUGUCAGCAACAACAAUAACACCGCAACGACGGUGGGGGAUAGUAACGGGGAUGCUUCCAGAGCCAUCGUGGGAGGCCUCAGCCAGGCAGAUCGUAAGCACAAGCUGGUGGUGUAG